Messenger RNA from Penicillium canariense, 2475 nucleotides. Its product is annotated as class I SAM-dependent methyltransferase. The transcript is spliced from 9 exons. The record is from RefSeq and is a predicted model, not a curated record. Lineage: Eukaryota; Fungi; Ascomycota; Eurotiomycetes; Eurotiales; Aspergillaceae. The coding region runs from base 1 to 2475 and encodes 824 amino acids.
AUGGAUUGGUUGCACAUCUACAUCGCCGGUGCGGCGUCUCUAGUCUUUGCCCUGGUGGCUGUUGUUCUCCUCGUUUCCUCCCAGCAAGUCAAGAUUGACCUUGAUCAUGGCCCGUUGACCUAUCUGAAGUUUAUUUGGGCCAAUUUCCUCAAGCCUCAUGAUAAGCAUGCCGAGGGCCAACAGGGGGCGCUGGAGAGCUUCUACAAGACCCAGGCGGCUGUUUACGAUGCGACCCGCCGUCGUCUGCUUCAUGGCCGUGAGGACAUGCUCGGACUUGUGGCGGCCCAGCUGAAGUACAAGGUGGAGAACAAGGAAAUCAAGGCUGGCAAGGCAGUCUGGGUGGAUGUUGGUGGUGGUACCGGAUACAACAUUGAAGCCAUGUCCGCCUUCAUUCCUGUGGACAAGUUCUUCGACCACGUCUACCUCGUCGACCUCUCGCCCUCCCUCUGCGAUGUUGCCCGACAGCGCUUCGAGCGUCUUGGCUGGAAGAAUGUCACCGUUCUGUGCCAGGAUGCCCGCUCUUUCGUCCUCCCUGAGAGGCAGGUGGACCCAAAGUCGGCCGAUGGCGCCACAACCGACCGCGUGGACCUGGUUACCAUGAGCUAUAGCCUCUCUAUGAUUCCUGAUUACUACAGUGUCGUCGACUCGCUGACAACCCGCGUGAAGCCCACCGGGCUGGUGGGUGUUUGCGAUUUCUACGUCCAGAGCAUCGUCGAUGUUUCAUGCCGCAACUACACCGGCGGUGCCUUCAACCGCCAUGUCAACUGGCUCGGCCGUAUCUUCUGGCGCGCGUGGUUCGACUUUGACCGGGUUAGCCUUGAGGCCGCCCGUCGUGAUUAUCUGGAAUAUAAGUUCGGAAGCGUGAUCUCGGCUAGUGAUCGCAACUACCUUCUCGGCGGCAUCCCCUACUACAUUUUUGUCGGUUGCCCCAAGGAGUUCGCCUCCACCCCAUCCAACCAAACCACCAUUGAGAAGCUGGAUGCCUCAUUUACCGAGUCUCCUUAUCUGCUUCCUGCAAACCACCAGAAGGAGAUGGACAAAGCUGUGGAGAAAAGCACGACGGAAAUCCGUUCCAAGGCAUAUGAGUCGGCUGUGAUCAACUUGAGCGCCAACUUGCCCCUGCCGUCUUCCUUUUACCAGAACCAUCACUACCGGAUCCACUACAACGACAUGCUUCCCAAACACACUCAGUUCCAGAACGAAUACAUCUAUGCCUUCACCUGGGAAGACCCCCGUGUGGACCACCGCCUUCUGAACAUCGGCCCUGAUGAUGUGAUUCUCGCCAUCACCAGCGCUGGCGACAAUAUUCUGGACUACCUUCAGAAGGGCCCUCGCCGUGUUCACGCCGUGGAUCUGAACCCUAACCAGAACCAUCUUCUGGAGCUGAAGGUGGCUAGCUACAUCGCCCUUGGCCACCGUGAUAUGUGGAAGAUCUUCGGUGAAGGGAAACAUGCGCAAUUCCGCGAGCUUCUCAUUUCUAAGCUCAGCCCCCAUCUAUCCAGUCAGGCCUUCCAGUACUGGGUUCAGCACUCUCACAUCUUCACCUCUAAAUCUGGCCAUGGCCUUUAUGAGACAGGUGGCUCGCGCCACGCAAUCCGCAUGGUGCGCUACCUGUUCAACAUCUUUGGACUGCAGGGAGAGGUACAGAAGAUGUGUGAGGCGCAGACUCUGGAAGAACAGCGGGCCAUCUGGCCGCGUAUCCGCCGUGUUCUCAUGAGCAAGCCUCUGAACUGGGCUAUUGUGAGUACUGAGUGGUUCGCCUGGAAGGCGGCUGGUGUGCCUCGCAAUCAGCGCAACAUGAUCGUUGACGACUACUUCCGUCGCAACGGCUUGACGACCGGUAUGAAGCAGAGCAAGGACAUCAGUGGCCAGUCUAUCUGGGAAUAUGUUGUGAACACCCUGGAUCCGGUGGUCAAUGAUACUCUGAUCAGUAACGACAACUACUUCUACUUCCUGUGCAUGCAGGGCCAGUUCUCGCGCCGUUGCCACCCCACCUAUCUGUCGCCCCAGGCACACGUCAAGCUAUCUACCCCCGGUGCUUUCGAUGGCCUACGCAUUCACACCGAUGAGAUCAACGAGGUGAUUAACCGCAUUACUCCCGGUACAUUGACUAUCGCCGUGGUUAUGGACUCUAUGGACUGGUUCGACCCUACCGAAGAUGCCGCACCCGCCCAAGCCCGCCGGUUCAAUACCGCCCUGAAGAAGGGUGGCCGUAUCCUACUCCGCUCCGCCAGCAUCGACCCCUGGUACAUCAAGCACUUCGAAGAGAACGGGUUCACAGCACGCCGCGUCGGAGCCCGCUUCCCCGGAACAUGCAUUGAUCGUGUCAACAUGUACGCAUCAACCUGGAUCUGCACCAAGACUAAGGACAUUGAUCGCCCCAAGAACGGGCGCAGCAUCUCCGUCUUGUCCCUCGGUGACAGUGCCGUUGGAUCGGCGACGCGGUCGAACAGCGUGGAGAAUUUGAAAAUUUGA